Messenger RNA from Emys orbicularis (European pond turtle), 1729 nucleotides. RefSeq names its product interferon-inducible GTPase 5-like. Lineage: Eukaryota; Metazoa; Chordata; Testudines; Emydidae. The record is from RefSeq and is a predicted model, not a curated record. Gene Ontology annotation, molecular function: GTPase activity; GTP binding. Gene Ontology annotation, cellular component: membrane. Bases 478 to 1656 code for a protein of 392 amino acids. The transcript has 4 exons.
GCUUCUAUAAAACAAACUGGGACGUGCUACGUUCACUUCUGGCAUUAAACAGAUCUAUGUAGUUGGCUUCCUAUAUAAAGAGAAGAGAGAAAGCGAGAGAGGCUGAGAGAUAGGAGGGUUUUGUGAUCAAACACCUGGAGACUGGCCUGUUUCUCUAAGAAAGCUCAGAAGAACUGAAGCAUUUGUGGGCUGACGGAAGACUCCUGGAAACGCGUGAGGAACAGAGACUGAACUGGGGGAUGUGCUGGACCCAGGCUAUAGGGAUUUCUAGCCUGUGAAUGGAACACCUGGGAUGUAAGCAAGUGCAGCUUGCCCCUUAAGAAUCAACUGACUGUUUGUAUCAUCUCUUAGGAUCGCUGGCCGUUCGCCUUGGGCCUCCGGCCGUCUGGAGCUCCUCCCCCUGCUCCCCCUCCCCUGCUGCCCAGCGCGCCACACGAUUUUCUGGUAAGACCAGCUGUACCAUUGCCAGGAGCUGCCAUGGCCGGAAAACUCUCCCGAGAGAAACUGGAAGAGCUGAAGGCUGCUUAUGAAACAGGAAAUCUCAAUGGCGUAGCAGCAAAACUGCAGGAGGAGCUGGAAUCAUUAGAAAAAAUCCCACUCGACAUCGCCAUCACAGGAGAGUCGGGCUCUGGAAAAUCAUCCUUCGUCAACGCCAUCCGGGGCCUGGGAGAUGAAGACGAAGGUGCUGCGAAGACUGGGGUGGUCGAAACAACAAAGGAUCCAAAGGCUUAUCCACACCCUGUACUCCCCAAUGUGACAGUAUGGGAUCUGCCGGGAAUUGGGACACCGAGUUUUCAGCCAGGCAGUUACCUCAAACAGGUAAAAUUCAGCCGCUAUGACUUCUUCAUCAUCAUUGCCUCAGAGCGCUUCACUUCCCACCACAUCACACUUGCCCAGGAGAUUCGCAAGAUGGGAAAGAGGUUUUACUACAUGCGCUCCAAAGUGGAUGCUGACUUGUACGCAGCUCAGACCCGCCGGCCCAGCACCUACGAUGAGGUGAGGAUCCUGCAGGAGAUCCGGGACAACUGCGUCAAGAACCUGAAGGAUGCAGGUGAGGUCUCCCCACAGGUUUUCCUGAUCUGCAGCUGGAACUGGGACAAGUAUGAUUUCCCGCUCUUGCAGGAGACAAUGGAGAAUGAGCUAGAUGCUCAGAAGAGACGUGCUUUCAUCCUGGGCCUGCCCAACAUCUCGACAAAGAUCCUGGAAAAGAAAAAGGCUGAACUGAAGAAACGUAUUUGGAAACUGGCCUUUGUGUCAUGUGCUAUUGCUGUUAUUCCUCUUCCAGGUCUCUCAUUUCCUUGUGAUGUAGCCAUUUUGAUGGCAAACAUGAAACUUUACCUCACUGCCUUUGGCUUGGAUGAUAAUUCCCUUACUAGACUCGCUAAGCAGGUUGGCAAGCCCGUUGCAGAACUGAAGUAUGUAAUUAAAACAGUUCCUAUGGCCAACUCAAUAUCAAAAGAGUGGGUAGUGAGUCUACUGUCUAAAUCUGCAUGUACUGCAGUGAUGAUCGCUGAAGACGUUUUAGAUUUUAUACCAAUCAUUGGUCCUUUGUUAUCUGGAGGAGUUUCCUUUGGAACCACCUAUUACAUGCUGAACAGCUUUCUGAAUGAUGCUGCCAAAGAUGCCCAAAACGUUCUGGCCAAAGCUCUGUCUUAAGCAAAAGGUAAAGAGUACAAAUAUCAGCAACAAAAGAUCCACAGCUACCACCCAGAACAAAGGCUGAAAUCCC